This is a messenger RNA of Fusarium pseudograminearum CS3096, 585 nucleotides long. RefSeq lists its product as uncharacterized. Lineage: Eukaryota; Fungi; Ascomycota; Sordariomycetes; Hypocreales; Nectriaceae. The coding region runs from base 1 to 585 and encodes 194 amino acids. The transcript has a single exon. The record is from RefSeq and is a predicted model, not a curated record.
AUGCGCUCGCAGCACCACUCUACCGUCACAAUCCCCAUUCCUCGCCACAUUCCGCCCCAGGUCCUUCUCGACUACCUACAGACAUAUGAACCUGUCCUUCGCCACAACCCUGGCAUGGUGUCAUGGGCCCCUUCAACCUUGAACUACGAGACUGUCAUCCACGACACAUUCUUUGACGCUUCGGAUCCCAACCAAAGCCUUCGCUGCUUUGAAGCCUAUGAGAUCAUCAGGCUUGGCCCAGGAGUGGGGAGGGAUUGCAGAUGGCCCAUCAUCUUCCAGAGAGUACCAAAUGGUAUUGUGUCAAGGGCUGAUGCGCCUGCAAAGGUCAUCAGCUGGACGCAGUGGUAUGUGAGAGCACGGCAGAAUGAACAGGAGUCCACCAGCAUCAGCACCCCCAGCACGGCAACGCCGUCGAGCAACGGGGAUGAAGAGUGGGAGCUGUAUGGAAUUGUGACGCUUGAGGCCCAUCGAAUGUUGAUCCCUUGGUGUAGACGAAAUACCACCCUCUAUCAGGAGGCAAUUGGACAGGGAAUAGUGAAUGAUGUCUGUUUAAAACAUGCUGCCGCGUCAGGAGUAACAUCAUGA